Messenger RNA from Naegleria fowleri, 1791 nucleotides. RefSeq lists its product as uncharacterized. The transcript has a single exon. The coding region runs from base 1 to 1791 and encodes 596 amino acids. Lineage: Eukaryota; Heterolobosea; Eutetramitea; Acrasida; Naegleriidae. The record is from RefSeq and is a predicted model, not a curated record.
AUGAAAUGGGUACCACUCUCCAUCAAUAAGUCUGAAGAAAUAGAGAAGCAGGCAAACGAGAUUGCCGAGCUGUAUCGUGUCCUCUUUCUUCAAUUAAAACUUGAGAAACAACAAGAAAUUCAUGGGCUGCUGCGAAGUCAAAAGGAGUUGUCUGUUGCUCCCAAUUCCGUUAAAUCAAGCAUUGAUAAGAUGGGAGUCAUUACAAAGCUUGGAAAGGCGCUGCAAGAAAGAAUUAAGGAGAUUGAUCAGCUACGAUCUACAGAUACUCCUCAAGGUAUGUAUUAUCAGUUUCUAAUCAAACCAACCUUUGUUCCUGAAGAGUUUUCCAACAAAAUCCUUGAAAUUCGGUCUUCCUUUGAACAAUUAUUGGAGAACUAUCCCAUCAAAACCAUCUCCAAGAUUGAUGAAUUAAAGAAUGCUUUGUUCUCGGUGCAACAACAGAAUCCGGUGGAAUCUUGUGAGGAAAUAACAGAGGAAAACAACCCGUUCUCUGCGUCCACAAAAAGUAAUGCGACCUCAGGACGUGCCACUGCCUCUGAGGAGAAAAAAGCCUUAAAACAAGAAGAUCCUUCGAAGCAAACCAAACAGUCCUCAGAAAAGAACAAACCAAAGAAGGUGAAACCCAUUUAUUCAUGGGAGAAAGGAGCACAAGCUUCAACCAGCAGCAAAAAGAUGGAAUCUUCUUCGAUCGAACUACCUCAUCAGAUGGAUCAAAGCUCCUUCAGCGAACAAAUGAGCAAAGUCGGAAAGUUUAUGGAGGAGCAACUGGCCAGACAAGUUUCACCAAAACGAGAUAGCUCUCCAAGAAGGUUCGGAAAAACAAAGGAAAGCAAGUAUUCCGUUCAUGCACCUCUCUCUCCAACUCUGAGCAGAAGUCUACGUUUGGAGAUUGAAAUGAAUGAAGAAGAAUUCGCCAAAUUGAAGAUAAGGAGAAAUAUGCAAGAGAGGCCAAGAUCAAGCAGUCCUCGUUUUCAAGCUCCAAACAGAUCUAGAUCAUCCUCAAUGCUCUCCAUUGGAGACCUUGCACGCUCUGCUGAUUCAUUUUCUUCUUCUUCUUCAAGUGCGGGCAAAUCAAGAUAUCCGUUUUUGCAAAAGGGUAAGGGAAGACUUGCCUCAGAUGGCAACCCAUUCCUCAAAAUUUACUCAUCACCACAACUGUUGUACAAUACCUCCUAUAUUCUUUCUGGAGCUGACAUAAGCCCUUCAGCAAUAGAGGGCUUGUCAGAGGUUCAGAAAGCCAACAUGAAUUCAGCUCUACAAACUCCGGGCUAUACUGUCGCAGAUAUCGAAGGCCUUUAUAUCACCACUGCUUGCCCUUAUUCAGAUCCAAAAGAAAAUUUUUUCAGACCCUCAGACAAAUCAAAGUGGGUCACCGGUAAGGAUUUUAUAACUUCAGUAGGAAAAGUAGAGGAAUUCACUAGAGACAAAUCUCUUCCUCUGUUCAUCAAUAAUGGACUUGCAUAUGAAAGUUCGAAUCCAGCUCUGGUACAACAGAAGCUUAGAUCAUCAGAAAAGACCAAAAUGAUGUCACCAAAAGGUUUUGUUUCCAUGUUCGGUAAUAGCGGUUGUGACAACAUUGAUAAGCAAUACAGCUUGGGAUUUACCAGUCCAGCUCGAGGGUCACUCCAUUCCUUCUCGGCUCCACUCCCAACCAACAUCAAAGGUCAGUCGAGAUCUCCGGUACAAUUAAGACCACUUUCAGGUACUUCUUCCAGUGCCGCUAUCAAUCUAAUUUCCAGAAAUAUGGCUUCGCCUAAAUCAUCUCCAAGACUCUCCAAUAAAUUGUUGUAA